This is a messenger RNA of Scophthalmus maximus (turbot), 5836 nucleotides long. RefSeq names its product formin-like 2a (gene fmnl2a). The transcript is spliced from 27 exons. Gene Ontology annotation, molecular function: actin filament binding; small GTPase binding. Gene Ontology annotation, biological process: cortical actin cytoskeleton organization; regulation of cell shape; cell migration. The record is from RefSeq and is a predicted model, not a curated record. Lineage: Eukaryota; Metazoa; Chordata; Actinopteri; Pleuronectiformes; Scophthalmidae. Gene Ontology annotation, cellular component: cytosol. Bases 567 to 3818 code for a protein of 1083 amino acids.
CCUGAAAGGACUCAUUGUGGGGAGGGAUGAGAGAGAGUGUGUGUGUGUGUGUGUGUGAGAGGACCCCCUCCUCCCUCCACUAGCCGGUCAGCAGCGGAGGGAUCAGGAGAGCCAGCUCCGCUCGCUCGCGGCAGACGGAGGUGCGGAGAGGGGGAGAGGGGUCGACUGCGCUACGCGUGAAUCAUGCUCGUCGUCAUUACUACGGACUGGGAGUGGAGGCGAGAUUGUGCAAGAUGCGGAUAACAGCGGACUAAAUAAAAACGAAAAAGGAGGUCUCCGAGUCUCCCAGCUCUGUGCCGUGAACAUGUCCUCACCGGGGGCUCUGCCGCUGCGACGUCCCUCCUCACAUGUGCCUCAUGUUGGACCAGUGACCGGAGCCUUGUGAGGGGCCACUGCAACGAGCCCGGCGGAUCUUCCCCCCUCGUUUUUUUCUUUUUUACAUUUUUCAUUUCACCGUGCGGAGAAUCUUUUUUUUGUUGUUCUUCCUCGAGUGGACGUGGAGGACUGAAGAGGAAGAAGAAGAAGAAGAAGAAGAAGAAGUUGUACUUGUUGGUCCGACAGGAAACAUGGGGAACGCAGGGAGCAUGGAGCAGCACCCUGACUUCAGGGGCCACAACAUGCCCCUGAAGCUGCCCAUGCCCGAACCGGGGGAGCUGGAGGAGAGGUUCGCGAUCGUCCUGAAUUCGAUGAAUCUUCCCCCGGACAAAGCGCGACUGUUGCGGCAGUACGACAACGAGAAGAAGUGGGAGCUCAUCUGUGAUCAGGAGCGUUUCCAGGUGAAAAACCCGCCUCACACGUACCUGCAGAAGCUGAGGAGUUAUCUAGACCCAGCAGUCACAAGAAAGAAAUUCAGACGGAGGGUUCAGGAGUCCACCCAAGUCCUGAGAGAACUGGAAAUUUCAUUACGAACAAAUCAUAUAGGGUGGGUGAGAGAAUUCCUCAACGAAGAGAACAAAGGCCUGGACGUGCUGGUGGAAUAUCUUUCUUUUGCACAGUAUGCCGUCACGUUUGAUGGAGACUGUGUGGAGAAUAACCUGGAGGCUGCGAUAGACAAAUCUAAGCCCUGGAGCCGCUCUAUAGAAGACCUGCAUGGAGGAAGCACCCUGCCGUCUCCCAUCACGGGGAAUGGCAUCACGCGUGCCGGGCGACAAUCCACGUUACGCAGCAACACACUGCCCAGCCGGCGAACGCUGAAAAACUCCCGACUGGUGUGUAAGAAAGACGACGUCCACGUCUGCAUCAUGUGCCUCCGUGCUAUCAUGAACUACCAGUACGGCUUCAACAUGGUCAUGUCGCACCCACAUGCUGUGAAUGAAAUUGCACUAAGCCUCAACAAUAAAAACCCCAGAACUAAAGCUCUGGUCCUCGAGCUCCUGGCGGCAGUUUGUCUCGUGAGAGGCGGCCACGAAAUUAUUCUCUCUGCGUUCGACAACUUUAAAGAGGUGUGUGUGGAGACGCAGCGGUUCGAGAAGCUAAUGGAGUAUUUCAAGAACGAGGACAACAACAUUGACUUCAUGGUGGCAUGUAUGCAGUUCAUCAAUAUUGUCGUGCACUCAGUGGAAGACAUGAACUUCAGAGUUCAUCUACAGUACGACUUCACCAAGCUGUGCCUGGACGACUACUUGGACAAACUAAAACAUACGGAGAGCGAUAAGCUGCAGGUUCAGAUCCAGGCGUACUUGGACAACGUCUUUGAUGUGGGAGCCCUCCUGGAGGAUGCGGAGACCAAAAACGCUGCCCUGGAGCGGGUGGAGGAGCUCGAGGAGAACAUGUCCCAUAUGACAGAGAAGCUGCAGGACAUGGAGAACGAGGCCAUGUCCAAGAUCGUGGAGCUGGAGAAGCAGCUGAUGCAAAGGAACAAGGAUCUUGAAUCCAUCAGGGAAGUCUACAAAGACACCAGCUCGCAGGUGCACUCGCUGCGGCAGAUGUUGAAGGAGAAGGAUGAGGCCAUCCAGCGACAGAGCAACCUGGAGAAGAAGAUCCACGAGCUGGAGAAGCAGGGCACCAUCAAGAUCCACAAGAAGGGAGACGGCGACAUCUCCAUCCUUCCCUCGCCACCCGCCGGCACGGAGGGUGUGCCGGGUGGCGUGAUCGGAGGAACGAGCGGCGCCGUCAGUCCAAACCACGUCGGAGUCGUAGCAGGCGCGCCUGCUCCCCCUCCACCACCUCCUCCCCCUCCACUGCCGGUGAACGGCACAUUGCCAAACGGACCAUCAUCGGCCAUUCCAGCGGCGACGGCUCCCCCACCUCCUCCGCCACCUCCCCCUCCACCUCCUCCUCCACCCCCAGGGCUGGCCUCAGCGAUCUCAGCCCCGCUGCCUCCUCCGCCUCCUCCGAUGGCCCCCCCGCUGCCCGGCUGUGGGACGCCCACCGUCAUCAUGAACUCCGGGUUAGCUGCUGUUAAGAUCAAGAAACCCAUCAAGACGAAGUUCCGCAUGCCCGUCUUCAACUGGGUGGCCCUGAAACCAAACCAGAUCAACGGGACCGUCUUCAACGAGAUCGAUGAUGAGAGGAUACUCGAGGACCUGAACGUGGACGAGUUCGAGGAGAUGUUCAAGACGAAAGCCCAGGGCGCGCCGCUCGAGCUCACCAUGAGCAAGCAGAAGGUCAUCCAGAAGGGGCCCAACAAGGUGUCGCUGCUGGACUCCAACAGGUCAAAGAACCUGGCCAUCACGCUGAGGAAAGUGGGCAAGAUGCCCGAGGAGAUCUGCAAGGCCAUCCAGAUCUUUGACCUGCGGACUCUGCCGGUGGACUAUGUGGAGUGCCUGAUGCGCUUCCAGCCGACGGAGAACGAGAUUAAAAUCCUGCGGCAGUUCGAGAAGGAGCGCAAGCCGCUGGAAAGCCUGACGGACGAGGACCGCUUCAUGAUGCAGUUCAGUAAGAUCGAGCGGCUCAUGCAGAAGAUGACCAUCAUGGCCUUCAUCGGCAACUUCUGCGAGAGCAUUCAGAUGCUCACGCCGCAACUUCACGCCGUCAUUGCAGCGUCAGUGUCCAUCAAGUCUUCACAGAAGCUAAAGAAAAUUCUGGAGAUUAUCUUGGCACUCGGAAACUACAUGAACAGCAGCAAAAGAGGAGCGGUGUACGGAUUCAAGCUGCAAAGUUUAGACUUGCUACUCGAUACCAAGUCGACGGACCGUAAGAUGACAUUGCUGCACUACAUAGCCAAUGUGGUGAAGGAGAAAUACUCGCAGGUCUCUCUCUUCUACAACGAGCUGCACUACGUGGAGAAAGCUGCGGCAGUCUCGCUGGAGAACGUCCUGCUCGAUGUGAAGGAGCUGCAGAGGGGCAUGGAGUUGACCAAACGAGAGUACAGCAUGCACGGCCACAACACCAUGCUCAAAGACUUCAUCGCGCACAAUGAAAACAAGCUGAAGAAGCUGCAGGACGACGCCAAGAUUGCACAGGACGCCUUCGACGAGGCGGUGAAAUUCUUCGGGGAGAACUCCAAAACCACGCCGCCGUCCGUCUUCUUCCCCGUGUUCGUGCGAUUCGUCAAGGCCUACAGGCAAGCAGAGGAGGACAACGAGCAAAAAAAGAGACAGGAGCAGAUCAUGAUGGAAAAACUUCUAGAACAAGAGGCCAUGAUGGAGGAAAACCAAAAGUCUCCAUCCCAUAAGAACAAGCGGCAGCAGCAAGAGCUGAUCACGGAGCUGAGGAAGAAACAGGUGAAAGACAGCCGCCACGUCUAUGAGGGCAAAGAUGGAGCAAUUGAGGACAUCAUCACAGUGCUGAAGACCGUGCCCUUUACCGCCCGCACAGCCAAGCGCGGCUCUCGGUUCUUCUGCGAGCCCGCCCUCAAUGAGGAGUACCAUUACUAAAGCUUAUAGAACUCUCUCUCCUCUCAAAGAUUUGAGGAAUCAGCCUUACAGGCGGGCGGACGCCGUGCGGAGGAGCGUCAGGAGGCGCUUCGACGAUCAGAACCUGCGGCCGGUGAACAACGGUGAAGUGGUCAUGUGACGAGGGAGCGGUGCAUGUGCAGGAAGGGGGAGGUGGGGGUGAAGAAAAGGUGUGUGUGUGUGGGAGAGGGGGAGACGGAUGAUUGGAUGCGGAGCGAAGGCUGAUGAGCGGAAGAUGACGAGCGUUGUAGCAACCAUAGAGAGGAGUAUGUAUAUAUAUUACAUAAGAAUACGUGUUAUUCCAUGUCUGUGGUAUCGUAGCAGCUUCUCACGAUGAAGGACUGAAUUCAAAGAGACGUGUCUGAAAGGUCGGUUCAGAACACCUCAGACAAGCCAAGUGCCUGAACUUAUUUUUGUGGUCUAAUGUCGCACUGUGUUACUGUUUGUGCGUUUUGUUUUGUUUUUUAAUAUCCCCACUUAAAGCAAUACAAUUUGACCAGGCUUUAAUUUUGUUUUAAGGGUGUAAAACUGGACUUGAAGGCUUCAAGAGCCACGUGAAGAGACGCCUCCUUGGAAACAUAAUGUAGAAUGUACGGGACUCGUUCCCCUCAAGCUGUCACAAACAUUACGUCUUUCACCGACCAGUUUCACAACACUUGUCUUAUAUCAAUAUCUCGGUACAUCUCGGUGCUCUUUUUCCCAUUCCCCUUUUUUCUACACAAACACACAUCUCACGAUGCUUCUCAUCUCUGACUGCAAGGGCGGGGAGAAUAAUAAUGAAAACAUCUAUAUUUGUACUUAAUUAAGUAUAAGUUAGAUGACAAAUGAAUGAAAAAGUAAACAACAACAAAAAGUAAUUCUUUGCAAAACAAGACCAGGCUAAUGUGAAUUGUACAUAUCAGAGCUGUUCAUACGGACGUCUCUUUCAUCAGUGACUUUGUCGCUCUUCAUCCAGAAGAGGAGGCUGCCUGCUCUCACACGACGUCACCGUCCAUUUCUACAACGCGGCAAUUUAUUUGACUGGUUUCUGGGAACAAGAGAAGCGAUGUGAAAUGAGAUUUUUUUUUUUCUACCGAACACAGAAGCUGCACAAAAAAACGGUUCUGAAUCCUACCGGAUGGUCUCACUGUCAAAACUGGACAUAACAUUGUUAGCAUUGUAUUUCUGUAAAACUUAUUUACAGUUUAAUCAUAUUCGGGGCUACUGUCUACUCACUUUAUUGUAAUUUUAAUGUAUAGUAUUUAACCACUGAAAAGAUUCCUUUAAGCUCAUGUUUCUGUCUAUGGGCCAUUAGAACGAUGGCGAAGCAGAAGUUACGCAACACAAAAAGUUUCCUAAAUGUACAGAUAUUUUGCUACAAACCAUGUUGUUGUUGUUUUUUACUUAUUCACAUUACCAGAUGGUUAAUAUUGUACAUAUUGUUUAAACAAAAAGUUUCCAUUGCCUUGUGCUAUACAACUUGAAUGUUAUUUUAACUUAUAGAUUUUGUCUCCUUUUUUUUUUGUGUAUAUUUAAUGAAGCCAAAUGCAGCCAGAAUCUUCAGUAGUCACGUCUCACAGCAGCAGGAUCGCUCGGUUUGAUCGUGGCUCAUGUCACACGUGUAUCAGAGCCAGCGACAAAAACAUGCAACAUGUUCUGGGUUAUUAUUUUUUUUCAAGUGAUCAAGCGUUUUGAACUUUACAAACUCAUUGUUAACAAUUGAACUAGUUUUAUGUUUGUUGACCUGCGAUGAUGAGCCGGCUCUGUGGCUCAGUGAUGCACCUUUCUGUCUCGACUGUAAUCAUCUCUUCUCGUAACUUCACCGUCUGUAAUAGUGUCAUUUCUCUAACUGGAUAAUACUGGCAUGUUUUCUUUUUGUCUUUGUCUUUUUUCUUUCACCAGAAAUGUAUUUUAGGCAGUUUGUGCUUAUUACAAAAAUAACAAGGUCUUUUUAAAAAAAAAAAGAAAUUAGGUGAUAUGAGAUUUUCAACGAAUAUGAUCAAAUAAACUAUUUACAUGGA